Astyanax mexicanus (Mexican tetra) is the source of this 8400-nucleotide messenger RNA. RefSeq names its product G protein-coupled receptor 173 (gene gpr173). Lineage: Eukaryota; Metazoa; Chordata; Actinopteri; Characiformes; Acestrorhamphidae. The record is from RefSeq and is a predicted model, not a curated record. Gene Ontology annotation, cellular component: plasma membrane. Gene Ontology annotation, molecular function: G protein-coupled receptor activity. The transcript has 2 exons. Gene Ontology annotation, biological process: G protein-coupled receptor signaling pathway. The coding region runs from base 1465 to 2628 and encodes 387 amino acids.
AGCCGAGCCGAGCGGAGCCGAGUGUUUCCGAAAGCAGCCGAGCGCUGGAGGCUGGGCGAGCACACGCACUCUCCCCCGCUCACCGCGCAAAAACAACAGCUCCGCUUCUCUCCCUCUCUCUCUAUCUUUCUUUUUAACGUUUUCCUUCUCCAUCCAUCCCGCUCUCUCUAUCUCUCUCUCUCUCUUUAUCUUGCAUGUCGUGAUCGUGAUCGCGGCGGACGGACGGCCAUGAGGAGGGGUGCUGGAUCCCUGUGCGCGCUCUCCACCCAAACAGGCGCGCGACUGUAGGUAUAUAGGGCGCCCGUAUAGGAUGAGCGCGCCGUGCCAGUGGACGAGCCUGAGCGGCGGAGACACGCAGAGGGCUGCUGCUUGAUCCCAUCAACCGGAUUAAGUCCAGCCCAAGAUGUGCCGAAACGUCCGAUGGGGGUGAGGUGCGCAGCUCCAGCGGCCGAGAUUCCAGCGAGACGAAGACGACGACGGAGAAGAAAGGCUGGGAGGAGGAAGCAGCAGCAGCAGAAGAAGCAGCAGCAACAGCAGCAGCAGCAUCCCUGUGUCGCACAGCCCCCCGUUAUCCAGAUCCACCUGACCGCCACACCGAGCCCCACAUCCCCGGAUUAAACACCAGGGCUAAACACCCCGUAAACAAAUAGCCUGUGUUUAUUUAGAUAGCUUAUUUGCUUGUGCCUCGGUUGUGGAGGGGAAUACAGCUCAUGUUCGAGGCUCUCACUGGUUUUAUGGAAAACCCGGAGACAUGACAUGCACACGAAAAAAGAGGAAACGGUAUCUGUCGAUUUCUGAAGCCCCCGUGCUCGUCAGCUAGCUAACUAACUAGCUCUGCUUUUUUUUCUCAACCCCAACAUGAAACGGGAUUCAUGGAUUUUGCGUUGUAGCUAUCGUUUCUCCCCACAGACGUAACGUUAACCAUUCUGUGCAUUAAUUAAUUAAUUAUUCUUUAUUUAUUUCAUUAUUUAUUUCCUCCUCUAUUACAUCCUUCUGCUCUCUCUCUAUACUUGGCAAGGGACGCGAAAAUCGAUCUUGGAUUACCAGCUGGAUUCAUGUUGGAUCCACUGUGCGAGGUGUGUCGGUGCCAAAAGACACAUUUCCCCCCUUUUCUGUGUUUUCGUGGCUGGCUAACUGCAACAAGCUCCCGUUCAGGCCUACAGCCGGAGCCACAGCCAUUGUCUCGGAUACAGACUUGAGGACAGGCUUGAGGAUUCUAGGUGUGAGAGUAGGAGGGAAGAGGAGGCCGUUUUGAAAGGUAGCUCCAAAGAAAACUGUGCAAAAUGGGGCAAUGCAGAACCAGCCACUCCUGUUCCAUGUGAGACAACAACAAGAGGCAACCACGAAGACGGAAGACAGCUCAGCCGGAGGAGGCGGAGGAGGUGGAGGGGGAGGAGGUGACAGAAAAGGAGGUGUUUGUUCCAAAGGAGAGGAAGAAGCUCCACAGUCGGAGCAGAAAGAGGGAUGGCCAACGGAAACGAGAGCAGCGACGUGCCCAGUAACCCCCUGGCAGCAGUCGUGGCUAGCACAGGUGGCAUGGUGGGCGGAGGGCCUUCGUCGGCCGUGUCCACCUACGUUAAACUCGUCCUUUUAGGGCUGAUCAUAUGCAUCAGCCUAGUGGGCAACCUAGUGGUCUCUCUUUUAGUGUUAAGGGACAGGACCCUACACAAGGCGCCGUACUAUUUCCUGUUGGAUCUCUGCCUGGCCGACACCAUUCGAUCGGCGGUCUGCUUCCCGUUCGUACUAGUGUCCAUCAAGAACGGCUCGGCCUGGACCUACAGCGUGCUCAGCUGCAAGGUGGUGGCUUUCAUGGCCGUGCUCUUCUGCUUCCACGCAGCCUUCAUGCUGUUCUGCAUUAGCGUCACACGGUACAUGGCCAUCGCACACCACCGGUUCUACUCGAAGCGCAUGACCUUCUGGACCUGCGUCGCCGUGGUGUGCAUGGUCUGGACACUGUCAGUCGCAAUGGCUUUCCCACCCGUCUUUGAUGUAGGUACCUACAAGUUCAUCCGCGAAGAAGACCAGUGCAUUUUCGAGCAUCGCUACUUCAAGGCCAACGACACGCUGGGCUUCAUGCUAAUGCUGGCUGUGCUGAUCCUGGCCACUCACGUGGUCUAUAUGAAGCUCUUGCUCUUCGAGUACAAACACCGCAAGAUGAAGCCUGUCCAGAUGGUUCCAGCCAUCAGCCAAAACUGGACCUUUCACGGGCCCGGAGCCACCGGUCAGGCGGCCGCCAACUGGAUCGCGGGAUUCGGACGGGGCCCUAUGCCACCUACCCUGUUGGGCAUCAGGCAGAACUUGCACAACCAGAACCGACGGCUGCUGGGCAUGGAGGAGUUCAAGGCCGAGAAGCAGCUUGGCAGGAUGUUUUAUGUGAUCACCCUGUUUUUUCUGGUGCUGUGGUCACCGUACAUUGUGGCCUGUUACUGGCGGGUCUUUGUGAAAGCGUGCACCAUCCCACACCGGUACCUCUCCACUACGGUGUGGAUGAGCUUUGCCCAGGCAGGGGUGAAUCCCAUUAUCUGCUUUUUCCUUAACAAAGACCUGAAGAAGGGUCUGCUGGCCCACCUGCCUCCCUGUUGUAGAACUAAACCUCAACUACCCCGUGAGCCUUAUUGUGUCAUGUAAAGACAAACACUGAUUCAUUUUCUUUUUUCUUUACGAUUCUUUGUCUUGGUGUGGGUGACAAACAGACAGUUAGAAGAGGUAAAAAAAAAAAAGGUAUAAUAGGAUGGAGGCACGAGGGACAUUUUCUGUUACUGUGGCCUUUGAUUCAGUGCACGAUGCUUUAAUAGGGUGGGCAUCAUGGAAAAACAAACAAACAAACAAACAAACAAAAAAAACAAAGCAUCUGCUAAAGCGUCACCUAAAUGCUAAGUCUUUUCUUUUUUUGAGAGUUUUACAGGGAUUUUAAAGGAUUCGGGGCAAAAACGUGAGACACUAAUUCAUAUAUAAACAGUUUUGAGUACUAUUAAUCACAAGCAUGAGGGUGCUAUCGUUUAAAAAAAGAAGAAAAAAAAACAGCUGUUUUCACACCAAAACAAGACAAAAAAACAUUAGGCGAGCAAAUUGAGGCAAGGAUUGAAUCACAAAAGGCCAACUCUGAUUGAUUCUAUUUUUAAAGAAAAGAAAAACACCACUCUUCUAUUGACAUCACCUGUUAACUGUUAAACCCUUUAAAAAAAAGCCUAGGAUCGAUUACUAGCAAAUGUGAACUUUGUGCAUGCAUAUGAUCUAACGUUUAAAGAUAAAACGUGUAACAAACAAACAGCCUACGCAUAAAGCUAAUUAAUGAGAGAUUAAAAAUUGGUAUGUUUAUUCACCAUUAUCUUUGGAGUGGACAGUUAAACUAAUUAAUUAAAUCCUAACAAUAACUCUGAUUAUUUUAGUAAUACAGAUUAUUAAAAAAACAGUACAAAUUGUUUUAUUUAUUUGUUAUUUGUUGUAAACUCCAUGCACCAAAGACACCAUUGAUCUCAAGGAAGCUGUAGUCGAAGCUACGAGGUUCUGUCACUGCAGAUUCACGGCGUAAUUACAUUCGCAGGCGCUCUCAUGUUUAACAACUUUAAUUGCGUUUUUGCUGAGGAAAUAGCGCACUAUUUAUUUGGUUUAUUUACUUGUCUCUACUGUAUUUGUGUAUAAUUUCUACCGGAGAGUGUAAAACUAUUUCUAUUAACAUUACAGUGCAGAAAAUGACUAAUGCCCUCCAAGUUUAUUUGACUGAACUGAAUCGUCAGGAACGUGAGCAGAGUCUUGAUAUAAAAAAAACAGAAGAGUAACUGAUGAGGUAGCAUGACACAAAAAUCUUACGUCAAUGUUGUAUAUGAGGAGUCUACAAAAUUUGCAUUACAGAUGUAAUUUUAAUUGCUAUUGACUGAAACUGAUCUGGCCGGAGUGUUUAGAGGAUGAAUCAGUCCCUGUGCCAUAUCUUUUCAGGUGAUCUUACUCUUUAUGUCACAAAGAACACCUUAAAAUACUUGAAUUAAUGUGAAAUUAUUGCACAUUAUUGCAAUUAGAGUGCAUAGUAUUGCUGACCUGAUAUUACAAGAUGCUACAGUAUUUACAGUGUGAUAUGUAACUACCAGAGAAGGAGUAUUGUUGCAUUAUUUGCGAGGUCAUCAGAACUUUUUGAGAAAAGUGCAAAAUUUGAAAAGUUGGCCUGGAUAAUAGAGUAUUAAAAUAAUAAUAAAAAAAUAUAUAUAUAAAAAGAUUGAAUGGGAGGUUCAAGAAUGAUUUAAGAAUGAUUAAUUUGAUGAAUUCAAUAUGCUUUAAUAUAAUCAUUUAAAAAAACAAACAGAAACAUAAACAGAAUGAAGUUGCAGAAUAAAGAAUAAUGUGGUGGUUUAACAUCAAAUUACUUUAUUAUUAUUACUACUAUCAUUUCAACAACAUUACACAAAUCCGUAUUCUCAUAGGUAUUAGUUGAACUAAGUUGAGGAUUUGGGGAUGGGACAGGCAGGGACUGAAAUGAUUAAUUUGCCUGAUAGUAUUUUGCACACAACUUCAGAAAUUGCUGAUAAGUGAAGUAUAUUCUUGAGAUAAUAUGUGAACUCACUUGAACUGGAAUGCUGAGCGAUGUAGGCAGGGACACAGAGAUUGUAAUAUCAAAACGAAUGUUACAGAGAGCAGAAAAUUGUGAUCUUUCUCGCGAGGUACUCUUCAGAUUGUUCGAGGUGAUCUGCUCCAUUUUUUGUUAUUUAUUUGGCAAAGAGAAAGAGAAUAACAGGAAAAUGAACCAACAGCUUCACCAACAAUUAAAAAACAACAACAACCAUCUACAAAAAGUAGAUGAAGGAAUAAUUAUUUCUGUUAUCUGCAUUUACUGCCUUACUCUAUUAUCAAGGUUUGAUAAUUGAUACUGAUGUAAGGAAGAUUUGACAGCUGUAUGCCUCUACAGACACUGAGAAAAAUAUAUAUAAUAACGAAUGCUGGGGAAAAUUACACUGUGUCGCUGACUAUUGGAGGACAUUCUUCACUCCCCUUCACAACCAUACAAACUGAGGUCGCAUCAGAAGGGUGACACACAUAGCUGGAAAAAAAAUAUUGCCAAAUUGUGACACUGGAGUGUACAAUUUUGCACAGUCCAAUGGAAAGACUUGAAUGCAAAAACUUGAUAUCCUGUGGAAUUAAAAGGAACUUCCUUAAUUCUUGUGGAUUUCUUUAAGACAUUUUUUUGGUUUUUGAUUUGGUUUUCGUUUUUUCCUCUUCUUCUUCGUAUCUUUUGGGGGUCAGGGGAACGGAAGUGGAUGAAGGUGGGCAGUGUUGUGUAUUCAUACGUGGAAAAGGAUUGGAAAAAAGAAGAACCAGCGCUCGAUUCGGUGUUUGGGAGGGCGGGCUUCGCGGGUGGGUGAAAGGGGAGUGAUUUUUGUAAUGAGCAAAAUGCCUGGUAGAACAUUUUUAGUUGCUUCAGGCAACCUAUCUUUUGUAAAAUAACUGUGACCUCUGUACGAUUUCCUGUGUAUUAUAUGGACUAUGGACUAACUACAAACGGGGGGAGGGGGAGGGACUCUUGGUCAUCAUCUUUUUACUGCGCAUGUGUGAGUGAGUGUUUAUGCGGAGUAUGAAUGUGGGAGAGAACCAGGGGGACUGUGGAGAAAGCCACGUAUGAAACAGCUGGAGAAGAAGGACAGACUGAUGAAAAACGUAACUCCUGCAGAUGAUCUUUUGCUUUCCCUUUUCUAAAAACUAAAGGAAAUUCAAACAUGUUUGUCCUGACAUAUUUGAAUGCUGAUUCACGUUCCACACGAAAACUGUGUAAAAUCCGUGUAGCCUAUCAAAAACCCUGAUUUUAACCAUUUCUUCAUAAUGAGUAAAACUCCUGCACCAAAAUAGGCUAAAAAAUUUCACUCAGGCUCACACUAAUAUUAACAUAACUAGCUUUCUAAUUCACCAGCUAAUUCAACUGUCAGCCUAUAUGAGUAUGUGCCAAUACCAUGAUUAUGUAGUAUACCCAACCAAUCAGACCAAUUAGAUCAACCCAAAUAAAAAUGUUGCAUUUAUUUUUGUAAAUAAAUUACAUAAUAUCAGUCACAUCUUAAGUUAUGUUCAUUAAAACACCUGAAUUGUUUAAAAGGACUGAAAGAAAUAACAAUAUCUUUGGUCAGUCCCCCUAGCUGUACCACUCUUCCCAAUGGGGAUUCUGUGGGCCACAGUUUGGAAACCACUAGCACUAGAUUCAGGGACAAAACAUUAUUUAUACAUUAAAUAGCCUACAAAACAUCAAAUAUACUCAAAUUUUAGACCAACAAUGUAGUUACACAAAUCUGUCUCUGUUAGGAAUUCUAAUCAAAAUCUGAACUAGGUGUGAGUUCAAACAUUGCAAAACGGUUUAAAUGAAAUCAGCAUUAGAGUCAAUUAAAGCAGGAUCAUGUCGUACUUGUUAUUUUUACUCGAGGGUUCCCCCCUACAGUUGCUAAGGAGGGUAAUUCACUUUUGCCUCUUACAGACAGCUAAAAAAUCUUCUUUUGUUAAUAGACUGACUGAGAUGCAGAAUUUUAAAGAAGUAAAAAAAGGCUGUGGACUGAGGUUUUAGAAGAAUAGUACACACAUAUGAUUCAGGAGCAUUACACAGUACUGGUGAAGGGUCAUAUACAGGUUCACCAAUGCUAAAUUGUGCAGUCACAGUAUUCCAGGCCGCGGGUAGCAAUGGUAAAGAAGCCAAUCUUUCUAUUACAAGUCAAUGGAGCAUCAGAGUCAUUCUGAAUUUUGUUAUUCCAAGGUAACAGUACUACAAAAUGUUGCUUUAAAUCCAAAAUAUUUCAUCAACAACUUUCAUUGAAUGUAAUACUACAAAAAUAGCUGAGAUGGGCAAAAAAAUUGAAAGUAACUGCACUACCCCUAAACUAACAGAAUAUACCAGCUUAUUGACAUGUAUCUUCUACUCUCCAUGUGACAUAUCUGACGUAAUUACAGCAUUAAAACCAGUUACUGUCUCAGUGGGGAUCUGGACUCUGCUUUAAAGCAUCAAGUACAUGAUAAUGGUAGCAGCUUCAAGGCUGCAAGCUGUGCUAUUCUCAUAACUGCUAUCUCCUAUUGUCUGCCAAUUUCAUUGUCACACUGAUUACUGGAAAUAAAUUAAAGAAUAAUUGAAAUGCAAAUGAAUAGAGAGAAAUAUAAUUCACAAACCUUGAUACGCAGGCUUUGCUUUAGCUUUGAAACAGGGUUAAGACUAAUACAGCAUUUAGGGUCAGAUUUCUGAAUAUAGAUUAAGCUUGCUCUUGGACUAAAUUACCAUAAUGAUGAUUCACUAAUGAGACUUUCUUUCAUUCUGGCACCAGGAUUAACCUGCGCCCAGAAGACGAGGAGGGUUUACUCAUUCAGCUCAGAGUAAUCUGGAUUUUUAUGUGGGAGUGGGAUAUUUUAGCACGAUGUAGAGAACACUGAAUGAUAAAAAUGAUCAAACAAUAUUCCCUCACUGGCUAACAUGCCAGGAAACUCAACACACAGAUAGCAUGCAGAUUUGGGCCACUUCUGGCAAAAGAUAAGGCACUGCUGGCCUACUGCGUAUGAGCCAAAAGCAGCCCAUAUGCACCAAAGCAUGUUUGGUUCAGAUCUGGCCCAGAUAUUGCAGUUCUGCUACCAGAAAUAUGCAUGUGAGCCAAAAGUGGCCCACAUACUGAACACACACAUUAGUCCCAUAUGUACCAAAGCAUAUCUGGUCUAAUUCUAACACAGAUAUGACAGCCUCUGGAAAACUGCAUGUGGGCCAAAACUGGCCCACAUAUUGGAAACACACAUUUGGCCACAUGUAUCAGUGCAUAUCUGGUCUAAUUCUAGCACAGAUAUGGCAGUGCUGCCUUCGGAAAACUGGAUUUUAGCAAAAAGUGUGCCACAACAAAAUUGCUAUCUGGGCGAGAUAAACCUCAAUAACCUAAUCCAUAAAUAAUUUUUCCUUCAGGUGCAGCAUUUUCAUUUAAACAUCUCCAUAUCUUUAUCAAUUAAGUGCCUGUUUUGGUCAGUUUAUUUACAACAUGCCUUUUAAUAGUUCUUUUGACUUUUCUGACUCCUGAUUUCUUAUUAAUAGUGCCUAAUAUAUGUCUAUUUUGAGUUGAAUUCAUUGGCAUAUAUUCUAAUUAAAAAUCCAAAAAAUGGGAUGUUCAUGAGUUGAGUCAGUUGAUAUACUGACUGAGUGAAUAAAGUAUCUAUCUAUCUAUCCAUCUAUGUAAGGACAAACAAAAUAAGUACAUUCAAAGUACCAUAGACAAAGAGCAAUAUACUCAAUGGUCAUAUUUUAUUGUAUAAAAUAAAAUUAUUUGAUUCACUCUGGAGUUACCUUUUUAAUCAGUCUGUUCUAUGGAAAAAAAAAGAUCAAAAUGAGAAUGUCAAGUUGGCUUUCAGAUUGAAAUAUCUUGUUCUGUAAAUUAAAGGGUUUUUUUCCCCCAACACAACAAUAAAAGUUUA